Molecule: messenger RNA, 879 nt
Organism: Knipowitschia caucasica
Lineage: Eukaryota; Metazoa; Chordata; Actinopteri; Gobiiformes; Gobiidae
Source: the annotation of a GenBank genome assembly
AUGGUGUGGUUUGGGGGAGCAGAGCUGGAGAAGCCGCCUCUGUCAGCGAUCAUGCCGCGGCUCUACCUGGGAGAGCAGGGCGACGUCACCCAGGAGCGGCUGGCGGCUCUGGACAUCUCCCACGUCCUGAGCGUGUCUCGCUGCAGUCCUCAGCCGUCCUUUCUUCCCGCGUCACGCUUCCUCCGUGUUCCCAUUGACGACUCUCUGAGCGCAGAGCUGCUGCCGUGGAUCCCCCAGGCCCUGGCCUUCAUCGACUCGGCGCUGGCCUCCGGGGGCUCGGUCCUGGUGCACUGUGCUGCAGGGAUCUCUCGCUCACCAGCACUCACCGUGGCCUACGUCAUGCACCGGAUGCAACUGGACCUGGACCAGGCCUACAGAUUUGUCAAAGAGCGCAGACCGUCCAUCUCUCCUAACCUCAACUUCCUGGGUCAGCUGCAGCACUUCCAGACCUCUUUGAAGCUAGGGACCCCUCUGCAUGUGCUCCCCGAAGAGACAAGUCAGGCCCCCCCAGACCCGGCCCCCACGGAAAAGAACUCCCCCGUCCAGAGACUGCCACCAGCACCACACGGAUUUAACGAGAACUUAUUUCAAAACUCCAAAAACCCCAGAGCCCCGUGCUCAUCUCUACGAGACAAGCGUAAAAGUCUGACUCUCUGCCUGACCCCGCAGGACCAGGGCCCUCCCAGGGUGAGCCCGGGCCCCCCUCCCUCCAACGCCGCCCCUGUCGCCCAGUCUCCCAGCUGUCCCAGAGCAGAGGCCAAAGAGGCGCUGCUGUCACCCCUCAGCCUCACCCUGAACAGACUGCUGUCGUGGGGGGAGAGGGUUCUACUGGCGGCCCCUGUGCGCAUGGGACAGCCCGCGCUCCCGUACCGCUGCUAG